AAUAAAUCUCAGUAAUAUUUGGAAAGAAAGAUUAGUCUCUUCUCUUGUUCUUGCAGAGGGUUUUGGCAGAAAAGGAGAUGUGAACGAGUUGAAAAGUUGACUAACAAAACUAGGCGUAGCAAGCAGGUGGCAUGGGAAGUGGUGACCACCACAAACCCGUUUGGUGAACGUUGCUACCCACAGCCACAAGAUAUUUUCCCCACUUCUUGUCAACAUUUAUUAAACCAACUGGUGAGUCUGUUUGGAUUCCAAGUUCCCCCAACUAAACGGCAACAAUGGCAUUAAACAUAACCUCCAUCAAAACAUCCUCCAACGGCUUAUGGCAAGGAGACAACCCCUUAGACUUCGCCUUCCCUCUCCUCAUUCUCCAAAUCACCUUAAUCAUCCUCCUCUCCCGCUCUCUCGCCUUCCUCCUCAAACCUAUCCGACAACCUAAAGUCAUCGCCCAAAUUAUAGCUGGGAUUGUCUUGGGUCCUUCCGUUCUGGGAAGGAACAAGACAUUCAAGCACCGCCUGUUCCCGCCAUGGAGCACCCCGUUGCUGGAAUCGCUGGCUAGCAUAGGUCUCCUCUUCUUCUUGUUCCUGGUAGGUCUCGAGCUCGACUUGGUCACGAUUCGCCGGAGUGGAAAGAGAGCUCUGAGCAUCGCCGUCGCCGGAAUGUCCCUCCCCUUCGUCUCCGGCAUUGGCCUCGCCCUAAUCCUCCGCAAGACCGUCGACGGCACCGACAGAGUCGGCUUCGCUCAGUUCCUCGUCUUCAUGGGAGUGGCGAUUUCCAUCACGGCCUUCCCCGUGCUCGCCCGCAUCCUAACCGAGCUCAAGCUCCUCACCACGCGAGUGGGCUGCACCGCCAUGGCCGCCGCCGCGUUCAACGACGUCGCGGCGUGGAUCCUCCUCGCCCUCGCCAUCGCGCUCGCCGGCGACGGCGUCAACAGCCACGUCCACAAGAGCCCCCUCGUCUCGCUAUGGGUGCUCCUCUCCGGCGUGGCCUUCGUCGCCUUCAUGAUGAUAUUAGUCAAACCGGCGAUGAGAUUCGUCGCCGGAAAAUGCUCACCGGUGACCGGCGCGGUGGAUGAAACCUACGUGUGCUUGACUCUGCUGCUCGUGAUGGUGUUCGGGUUCGUGACGGACAUGAUUGGGAUCCACUCGGUUUUCGGCGCGUUCGUGUUCGGAAUAACGGUUCCGAAGGGCGCGUUUGCGGAGAGGCUGAUAGAGAGGGUUGAGGAUUUCGUUGUAGGGUUGUUGUUGCCGUUGUAUUUUGCUUCGAGUGGGUUGAAGACGAACGUGGCUACGAUAAGUGGCGCGAAGGGGUGGGGAAUUUUGGCGCUGGUGAUUGCGACGGCGUGCGCCGGGAAGAUUGGGGGGACGUUUCUGACGGCGGUGGCGUGCAAGAUUCCGAUUAGGGAGGCGAUGACGCUGGCGGUGCUCAUGAACACUAAGGGGUUGGUGGAGCUCAUCGUCCUCAACAUUGGGAAGGAAAAAAAGGUGUUAAACGAUGAAAUGUUUGCCAUUUUGGUUCUUAUGGCUCUAUUCACCACCUUCAUUACAACCCCAAUAGUGUUGUCCAUCUAUAAAAACACUAAUGACAUAUCCUUUCAUCAAACCCUGAGAAAACUAGGUGACCUUGACACUAAUGAUAAAGCCACUAACGAGUUUCGCGUCUUGGCGUGUGUGCAUGGCCCCAACAACGCUCCUUCCAUCAUUAACUUGAUUGAGUCAAUUCGUAGCAUCCAAAAAUCCUCCCUCAAACUCUUCAUCAUGCACCUUGUUGAGCUCACAGAACGCUCUUCAUCAAUCAUCUUGGCUCAGAACACUGAUAAUAAGAGUGGCUCUAGCCAUGUUGAGUGGCUAGAGCAACUUUAUAGGGCCUUCCAAGCCCAUAGUCAAUUGGGUCAAGUUUCAGUUCAGUCCAAGACCACUAUCUCUUCGUUGUCCACUAUGCAUGAUGACAUUUGCCACGUGGCAGAUGAGAAAAUGGUGACCAUGAUCAUCUUGCCUUUCCACAAGCGGUGGAAGAAGGUGGAAAUGGAAAAUGAGGAGGAGAACAGUGAGGUUUCCCAACACCAAAUGGAGGAAAAUAUUGGCCAUGGGUGGAGAGGUGUGAACCAAAGUGUACUUAGGAAUGCACCUUGCACUGUGGCUGUGCUUGUUGAUCGAGGAUAUGGACAUGGGCCUCAGAAUUUGGGCCUAUAUACCACUGUGACCCAACAUGUUUGUGUUUUGUUCUUUGGUGGGCCCGACGAUCGUGAGGCCUUGGAGUUGGGGGAUAGAAUAUCUAACCAUCCAGCGGUUAAAGUGACUGUUGUGAGGUUCAUUCACAAAGAUGUGUUGGAAGGUAACGACAUGUCACACUCUUCACCAAGCAAAACUAAUGGGAAAAGUUACAAUUUAGCCAUAUCUAAAGUGUACCCUCCAAAGGAAAAGGAGCUAGAUGAUGCAACAAUGGCAAGGUUCCAAAGAAAGUGGAAUGGAAUGGUAGAGUGUUUUGAGAAGGUAGCUAGUAAUAUUAUGGAAGAGGUGUUAGCAUUAGGGCGAAGUAAGGAUUAUGAUCUCAUAAUUGUUGGGAAAGGUCAAUUUUCGUUGAGUUUGGUGGCAGAUUUGGUAGAUAGGCAGCACGAGGAAUUAGGUCCUAUUGGAGACAUUUUAGCAUCAUCAACGCAUGAUGUGGUUUCUUCAGUGUUAGUAAUUCAACAACAUAAUGCGGUACUGAAUGGGGAGACCCCUUUAUCUAUGAGAAAUGACAAUGUAAUAUAAAUGUGUAACAAGAUAUAAGCAAUGUACUAGGCUUCGUUUGAAAUUACACCAAAUUCAAACAUUAUACAUCUUAAAUGGUAUUCGAUUUUUUUUU
This is a messenger RNA of Glycine soja, 2844 nucleotides long. Its product is annotated as cation/H(+) antiporter 20-like. The coding region runs from base 276 to 2750 and encodes 824 amino acids. Gene Ontology annotation, molecular function: antiporter activity. NCBI's taxonomy places the organism in Eukaryota, Viridiplantae, Streptophyta, Magnoliopsida, Fabales, Fabaceae. Gene Ontology annotation, biological process: regulation of pH; proton transmembrane transport. Gene Ontology annotation, cellular component: endomembrane system; membrane. The record is from RefSeq and is a predicted model, not a curated record. The transcript has 4 exons.